AUGGCCGAGUCUCAGGUCCAGUGUUUGGACGACGAACACGUCAACGAGAAGAUCCCGGAGUCCCGUCCGGCGUUUUACUACAGCGAGGAGCAGCGCGCCGCGCUGGACCAGCUCCUGAGGAACGGCGACGGCGCCUUCAAGAUGCGCCUGAAGGAGGACAACACCCGAGACUUCCUCUCGGCCCGGGAGAUCAAGUGGAUCCGCAAGAACUUCAGGGAGUACGACACGGACAGCGACUCCGAGUCCAGCGAGAACCACGACAAGUCCCGGGGGUCGGUCAGCGCCGACUCCGGGGUCCACUCCACCUACUGGCCCCAGAUGUCGGACACCGCGGUGCCCUCGCUGGACAUCGGCUGGUCGGGGGGCGGCGCGCUGUACAAAGGGGUCACCCGGGUGUCCGUGUACACCCACCCCCCCAAAGACAACAGCCCGUACAUAAAGGAGGUGGUGAGGAGGCUCAUCCAGGAAUCCAGCAAGGUGGUGGCCAUAGUCAUGGACCUCCUGGCGGACCUACAGAUCCUUCAGGACCUGCUGGAUGCGUCGGCGAAGCGAGGCGUGGCCAUCUACGUGGUGCUGGAGGCCACGGGAGUCCCCCACUUCCUGGAUAUGUGCAGCCGGCUGCAGAUCAGCGCCGUGCACCUACGGAACCUGCGUGUGCGGACAGUGAAAGGCACUGGGAUGGCCCUGUCCUUCGGCAAGCUGCCGGGCUCACUGUGCUCCAAAUACAUGCUGGUGGAUGGAGAAAAAGUCAUGUUUGGGUCCUACAGCUUCACCUGGACAUCUUCACGUAUAGACAGGAACACGAUCACGGUGAUGUCGGGACAAAUUGUGGACUUCUUUGACACCGACUUCAGGGAGAUGUACGCCACAUCUGAACAAGUGGACCUCUACAAGGAGUUCAACAUCACCAAGCCCCCUAUGCCGGCACCGGUCAUGAAGCCGGUGGAGCAAAUACAGCCCCUAUCUGUCUCCACCUCCCGCUUCCAGGUAUCUGUUGGGGAAUUUAGACAGCCUGACCUGAAGGUGCCUGCGCAUAAAUAUCACAAUCCCAAAUACUCUUUGGUGGUGGGGAACAGUCUGGCCCGCACGUGUUCCUUACAGGAACUGUCCACCCAGAGAGACUUGCCAGCUGGCGGACUCCCACAGACGAAUGGCUUGCAGAAAAAGUUACCCAAUGCCAGCGGGGGCAGUAGUGAGAAGCUUGACAGGGUCUCUCCGCAGUCACCCAGUUCACCCGUGGAGGAAGGGGAAGGGAAAGGGGGGGUGAAGAAGCAGCAGCACAGCCCCGGAGAUAAAAAACAACGCACCUCCUUCAGGCUUUUCCAGAAGGCCAAAGGAAUCAACCGUAGCCCAGAGACUAUAGAGGAGGGCACGGUCACGCCACAGAACCCGUCCCCGAGCCGCAAAACCUCAGAGGCCGAUGGUGCUGAGACCGGUGAGUUGGAGGACCGGUUUGAAAUAAUAGAGAAACCGUCUUUGGUGAAAUCCAAGAUCAAGAAACCCACGAAGCUUGGGCCAAGAAGUAUGUCUCUGCAGACCAUCAACACAGGAGAUGCAGAGGGAUUCAAAGGCCGCAAGCGUCAUCAAAAGAAGAACUGCAUUCAGUCCUGA
This is a messenger RNA of Lampris incognitus (smalleye Pacific opah), 1611 nucleotides long. It is a transcript of the gene sack1fa, whose product is annotated as family with sequence similarity 83 member Fa. Lineage: Eukaryota; Metazoa; Chordata; Actinopteri; Lampriformes; Lampridae. The transcript is spliced from 5 exons. The coding region runs from base 1 to 1611 and encodes 536 amino acids. The record is from RefSeq and is a predicted model, not a curated record.